Molecule: messenger RNA, 528 nt
Organism: Geodia barretti
Lineage: Eukaryota; Metazoa; Porifera; Demospongiae; Tetractinellida; Geodiidae
Source: the annotation of a GenBank genome assembly
AUGACGCAGCAGGCUACGCAGAUUGAUGCCAGCCGUACGGCAGUAUUGAUCAUGGACUUCCAGCAACGGAUUAUCGCCAACGUGGCCAGCGAACCGGCCGCGGUGGUGGAGAAUGCAGCCAGGGCGCUGAGCGGCGCUCGUAGUGCGGGAAUUCCGGUGAUAUACGUGGUGCAUCGCGGGGGACCCUUCGCCGACUACGCGCCCGACAUCGAGCUGCACCCGGGAGUUACGCCGGCGGAAGGGGAGCUGGUUAUCACCAAGGUACGGCCUGGCCCAUUCUCGACCACGGCGCUGGAUGUGACCCUGCGCGAUAUGGGGCGGGAUACGCUGGUGAUCAUGGGUGUUGCCACCAGUGGUUGCGUACUGUCGGGGGUUCGGUGGGCCGUGGACGUUAACUACAGCUUCAUCGUGUUAUCUGACGCCUGCUCCGACGGAGAUGCCGAGGUGCACCGGGUGCUGACGGAGAAGGUGUAUCCCCGACAGGGUCAGGUGAUGUCGGUGGAUGAUUUCCUGCAGGCGCUGCCGUGA